Messenger RNA from Myotis daubentonii (Daubenton's bat), 4213 nucleotides. RefSeq names its product solute carrier family 1 member 4 (gene SLC1A4). Gene Ontology annotation, molecular function: L-threonine transmembrane transporter activity; L-serine transmembrane transporter activity; L-aspartate transmembrane transporter activity. NCBI's taxonomy places the organism in Eukaryota, Metazoa, Chordata, Mammalia, Chiroptera, Vespertilionidae. Gene Ontology annotation, cellular component: plasma membrane. The record is from RefSeq and is a predicted model, not a curated record. Gene Ontology annotation, biological process: L-serine transport; L-glutamate transmembrane transport.
CGAGAUUGCUGUGCGAGGCUGGCCGUGGCGUGAUCCACUUAGCCGGGAGCUCCAGCCCGCUUCCAGCGCCUCUCCUGGCCCUCUCCACACCUGUUCCUGCGCCCAGCCCGGCUGUCUCCCGAGGGAUGGCUCCCAGAACCAGACACAACUAGUGGAUUGCGCCAGCUCCGCCUGAGCCAUUCAUUGAGAGUUCAGUCUUUUACUAGAGCCCAAGUCCCUCACCUUCUCCAGCUCCGAGCUGCGGGCAACGCCAUGGAGAAGAGCAGUGAAACCAACGGCUACCUAGACAGCGCCCAGGCUGGGCCUGCAGCGGGGCCUGGAGCGCCCCGGCCCACCGCAGGACGCGCGCGGCGCUGCCUCGGCUUUCUCCGGCACCACGCGCUGGUGCUGCUCACCGUGUCUGGGGUGGUGGCGGGCGCCGGCCUCGGCGCGGCGCUGCGCGGGCUGGGGCUUAGCCGCACGCAGGUCACCUAUCUGGCCUUCCCCGGGGAGAUGCUGCUCCGCAUGCUGCGCAUGAUCAUCCUGCCCCUGGUGGUCUGCAGUCUGGUGUCGGGCGCCGCCUCUCUGGACGCCAGCUCUCUUGGGCGCCUGGGCGGCAUCGCCAUCGCCUACUUCGGCCUCACCACUCUCGGUGCCUCUGCGCUCGCCGUCGCUUUGGCGUUCAUCAUCAAGCCUGGGUCUGGCGCGGAGACCCUUAAGUCCAGCGACCUUGGGCUGGAGGAUUCGGGCUCCCCUCCGGUCCCCAAAGAGACAGUGGAUUCCUUCCUCGACCUGGCCAGAAACCUGUUUCCCUCAAAUCUUGUGGUUGCAACUUUUAAAACGUAUGCAACUGAUUAUAGAAUGGACCCCCACAACAUGAGCAAUGGAAACAUAACCCUUGAAAAGAUCCCAUUUGGCACCGAAAUCGAAGGGAUGAACAUUCUGGGAUUGGUCCUUUUUGCCCUCGUGUUAGGAGUGGCCCUAAAGAAACUAGGCUCUGAAGGAGAAGAGCUCAUCCGUUUCUUCAAUGCCUUCAACGAGGCAACGAUGGUGCUGGUGUCAUGGAUUAUGUGGUAUGUUCCUGUGGGCAUCAUGUUCCUGGUUGGAAGCAAGAUUGUGGAAAUGAAGGACAUCGUCGUGCUGGUGACCAGCCUUGGGAAAUAUAUCUUGACGUCUAUGUUGGGCCAUUUUAUUCAUGGAGGAAUUGUUCUGCCGCUUAUUUACUUUGUUUUCACACGAAAAAACCCGUUCAAGUUCCUCCUGGGCCUCCUCACACCAUUUGCAACAGCAUUUGCCACCUGCUCCAGCUCAGCAACCCUUCCCUCCAUGAUGAAGUGUAUCGAAGAGAACAACGGCGUGGACAAGCGGAUCAGCAGGUUCAUUCUCCCCAUCGGGGCCACCGUGAACAUGGACGGCGCGGCCAUCUUCCAGUGCGUGGCCACCGUGUUCAUCGCCCAGCUUAACAACAUCGAGCUGAAGGCAGGGCAGAUCUUCACGAUUCUAGUGACAGCCACGGCGUCCAGUGUUGGAGCGGCAGGCGUGCCGGCCGGAGGGGUCCUCACCAUCGCCAUUAUCCUGGAGGCCAUUGGGCUGCCCACUCGUGAUCUCUCUCUGAUCCUGGCUGUGGACUGGAUUGUGGACCGGACCACCACCGUGGUGAAUGUGGAGGGGGACGCCCUGGGUGCGGGCAUUCUCCACCACCUGAAUCAGAAAGCGAUGAAGAAAGGGGCGCAGGAACUGAGCGAGGUGAAAGUGGAAGCCAUCCCCAACUGCAAGUCAGAGGAGGAGACGUCACCGCUGGUAACACACCAGAACCUGGCGGGCGGCCCUGCUGCCAGCGCCGUGGAACUGGAAUCCAAGGAGUCGGUUCUGUGAUGGGGCUGGGCUUCCAGCUUGCCUGCCAUCGGUCGUGCCCACCCUGUCAGUCCAGCCACCGGACACUGGGCGCCGCCCACCGCCCUCACCGACUUUAGCCUCCGGGCAAUGCGUUGGCCCAAUCACCGGUUUGAGGAUCACUUCUCAGCACAGGCAGUGGGCUUCCCAGCCAGAACUGGUUCCUGGGGACUAGGACACUGACAUUCAGCUUGAUCCCCGGCUAGAUGCAACCAUGUGCGCGCACCAGGGUCCGUCUGAAACACGCCAUCGAGCUGCCAGGCUCGGGGAAACAACAGGCUCCGUCAAAGCUUGGGAACAUGCAGAUGUGCCCCUCACUGCACCCAGUCACUGCGGUGGGUGCUUUCCAGGCAAACUUAGGGGGUUUGCAGUCAUCGGUCACAUUGCCUUGCGAGCCUUAGUGAUUGGAAAAUUCCCAAAUUCUUCGCCUUGAGUGGAAUUCGCUGAGCUGGGACUCCGGGUGUUAGAGUUUGUGCUUACAAUUAGGUGCAGCUGGCUUCUGGUUCAAGGGUGGUUGGUGGACUGGCGGUGCUGCACAUUGUCAAGUUAGAAAUACUCCAGAUGGUGGUAGGGCUGCUGGCUUCUCUGGUCAGAGGCAUUGAGUAAACUGUAAGUGCUGAGAUCAAAGAAAGGAGCAGGAAUGCAGCGUGCAGGGGAAAGGGAAGCAUCUUAACCAGACAGGAUGCACACACACACACACACACACAUUCUCAUUCUCCUCCCAGCCCUGGGGAAGUUUGCAGCUUCGUGACCUGGGCCUCUGACGACACUAUAGCUUCCUCGCCAUCCACUCUGCUGCAGGAUCCUGGUUGGUUUCUCAAUCUACUAUUUUUUGUUGUUGUUAAUCCUCCUGAGGGUCUAUCCCCCUCCUCCCCCCACCCACCCCACUGAUUUUUUAGAGAGAGUGGAAGGGAGGGGGGGAGACAGAGACACAUCAAUUGGUUGCCUCCCACACACACCCCAACCAGGGCCAGGGAUCAAGCCUGCAACUGAGGUACGUGCCCUUGACCGGAAUCAAACCCGGGCCCUUUCGGUCUAUGGGCUGACAUUCUUACCACUGAGCCCAAACGGCCAGAGAUUUAUUUUUAUUUUUAUUUUUUUACCUAAGUGAUACCUCUCUCCAAAGCCCUUGGUCUCCUGGUGAAGACACCGUUUCUGAGCGGGGCUUUGCUUUCGGUGCAUUAGCCACUUCCUCACGCCCUCGUUCUCUGUGUACCUCCUCCUCCGCAUCAGAGGCAGCCUCUCCUAGGUCCUCCAAGAUGUCAUGAACUAGCCAUCGCCCCUGCCAUUGCAUUUCCAGGUACCGGCUUCCCUGUGACUGCCAGGCCCAGGCACCGUUUCUGCCACCCCUCCGCAGGCCGUCAGAGCUCCCAGACUUUCCCCCUCAGCCAUUCCCUUGCUUUCCCUGUUGCUGUGGUUUCGCUGUCACCCAGGCCCUGCAGAAGGGAAACACACCUUUGCGAUGUGUGUUCCAUUGCGAUGAGUCUGGGUGGAUGGGACAGAGAUGGCCAAACUCCUGUUAUAAAAUCAGAGGCCUGAGCCUAAGCCAAAGGGGUGAGGAGGAGCCAUGAGGCACAGAGCUGACCCAGCUCCCCGAAACCUUUAAACCAGUGAAGCCACGCCCCUUUCCUGUGACGCCUGGAGUGACCAGGAACUGAGCUGAGGUGUCUCAAAACCUUUACCCCCUGGCUAGAGCUUGCUGAUACCCUUCUGUUUUCAGAGGGGGAGACAAUCACAUGGAUUACAAACUGCAAAUGGACAUUCGCGGCUUCUAAGGCUUUCGCAUAUUUCGUCUUUCCCUCUUCCACAGAUUUAUGGCUGUAUGUGCACACACAUAUGUAUGUGUGGGUGUGUGGGUGUGUGUUGUUUGAGUUCCAAUCCAAGCAAGUUUGAGUUUGGAUAGAGGUGACCUAACUGCAAGUUGAAUGGCUCUGGCAUCCUGACUUUCCUGUUUCUAACGGUGAAUUUCACAAAACAAGGACAUUAGAGCUGCGCAGUGAGACCCGGUGACUGCACGUUGUCUGUGCUGUGCCUGGAAGCGCAGCACAGACAGCGCGAGCUCGGCCUGAAGCAGGGUUCUUCCCGGCGGUGAUCACCCCCUCCCCUGGGAGGGAGUAGGUGCUGUUUUUCUGUCUGUUUCUCCAUGGACAAGAGCAAUCAGACCAGGAGUGACCUGGCUGGGAAAAGUCCCACUUUCUCAUUGUCUGAAGAUGUCUCCCUCACGAUUCUCUUGUAACUCGUCGUAAAUACUGUUCCGGUACCGUUCAUCUCUGUUUUGUAUGUGUGACAUUUGCCUUAAACAUAGCAGUCUUCAACAAUGAAUACAGUGUUUCUAUGAGGA